CUUAGCGCCGACCAUGUGACGAUCCAGCUUUCCUUUUCACUUCAGGUCUUCAUGCGCACGAUUCUGGACCUGUUAAACGUCUGCCUAGAAAUAAUAAAAUGGAGGGUACCAGCACGGGACCCAGACUCGAACAACUCAAGGGGGAUCCGGUUCUCAAGACUCAGAGUUAAUGAUUUUGAUUCUUGACUUCUGUACGCAUGAAGCGUCGAUGACUUUUGGCGGACCCUACUACUAAAUGCAAAAAAAACUGAAUCGCUAUCCGUACUACCGUUGAUCCUGGCAUCGUAUCCUACUCACGAAUGGCUUCUCUGCUACAUGGUGUUCUGAUAUAUGAGUGCUAUGCUGAUCGGCUUCUAUAUCAUGAUCUUCACCCCAUGCUCGUAUCUCGGUGACGGUUCAUCUGUAUUCCAGACUAUUGGCAGUUCCGGCUUUUCUCCUCAUAGCCACGUUCAGAUGCCACGCAACCGACUAGCUAUCAACUUCACCACGCCGCCCACCCUUUUCACGUCUAGUGCAUGUACAACUAUCAUGUCUCACUAUAUGUCGCUCCAUGCUUAUUCGUAUUCGUUUUGUUUCCAUUUGACUACUUCAAUCGGCUUUAUUCUCGAUGGCCUUGAAGGAGAUGCCCCCAGCUGUGCUUCUGCCAGUGCCCUGGGAACCUCCUAUCGUUACAGCGUCGUCUCUACUUACGCUGGCCUGAAUCAAAACGUGCAACCUUACUACACGGCCUACCUUCGAACUAGCCAAGAAAACGACGUCGUGAACCUCCGUUUCAUGCUUGAUACUCAAUAUCAGAGGUAG
Messenger RNA from Desarmillaria tabescens, 801 nucleotides. RefSeq lists its product as uncharacterized. The record is from RefSeq and is a predicted model, not a curated record. NCBI's taxonomy places the organism in Eukaryota, Fungi, Basidiomycota, Agaricomycetes, Agaricales, Physalacriaceae. The coding region runs from base 331 to 801 and encodes 156 amino acids. The transcript is spliced from 5 exons.